CCCGUUACUCCACCACGUACCACGACGUCCUCCCCAUCCACCAUGUCGACCGAAGAUCAAGCCCCAUCGCAAGAUAUUCCGCCCAAGGAGAUCUUUUACUGCGAAGUAUGCACGUUCCCUCUUGAAUACUGCGAAUUCGGAUCAAGUUUCACGAAAUGCAAAGAGUGGUUAAAGGAGGCGGAUUCUGCGCAGUACGACAAGCAUUACUCAGAAGAGGCUCUGCAGUCAAAGCUUGGUACGCUCAGCUUGGAGGCACAGAAGAAGCUCGAGAAGGACGUAGCCAAGAAGGAGGCAAAGGCUGAGGCAAAGGCAGAUGCGGCUCUCAAGAAGAAGAUGUCAUCACCAGUGACGAUCAAGCGGAUAGAGCGGAAUAAACGAAAGCAUGUUACCGCUGUCCAUGGUCUUGAGGCCUUCGACAUCGAAUUGAAGAAAGCAGCCAAGUUCUUCGCCCAGCGUUUCGCGACGGGUGCCUCAGUAUCGAAAAACGCUCAAGGCCAGGACGAAAUUGUCGUUCAAGGAGACGUUGCUUACGAUAUCGAAGAACUUAUCGAGAAGGGGACGGGUGUGCUCAAAGGUAUUCCAAUAGAUAAUGUCGAGAUUGUAGAGGACAAAAAGAAGAAGUCGGACUAGUCUAAUGAGUUGUAUUCGGUGAGAUUUCGUAUGUUGUUUGUGUUACCUCACGAAAGCGUACGAAAUCUCUUCGUAGCAUCUCGCGUUGUAAUCACCUAUUCAUAGGACAGUAAAUCCUAGCGCGCC
This is a messenger RNA of Coniophora puteana RWD-64-598 SS2, 756 nucleotides long. RefSeq names its product eukaryotic translation initiation factor 1-like protein. The record is from RefSeq and is a predicted model, not a curated record. The coding region runs from base 43 to 630 and encodes 195 amino acids. The transcript has 5 exons. Gene Ontology annotation, molecular function: mRNA binding; translation initiation factor activity. Gene Ontology annotation, biological process: formation of translation preinitiation complex; translation reinitiation. Lineage: Eukaryota; Fungi; Basidiomycota; Agaricomycetes; Boletales; Coniophoraceae.